Messenger RNA from Lactuca virosa, 2312 nucleotides. NCBI's taxonomy places the organism in Eukaryota, Viridiplantae, Streptophyta, Magnoliopsida, Asterales, Asteraceae. The record is from the annotation of a GenBank genome assembly.
GCAGGGGACGGCAUAGCCGAAGACGGCCGUUUCGUUGGAUAACAGGCGUUGUUUGACCAGUGCACCACCGUCAACGUCGCCGUCCGGCCGCCUCCACAGAACUCGUAACUAUUUCAAACUCUACUCGAUCGUUGAUUUUUUCGAUUUUAUCAACAACUCUGUUGUAGAGUCGGAGCAAUUUCUCGAGUGUGAAUCGAUUUGAAAAUAUCAAUGGACGAAGUGAUCACCAUAGCCGACGCGGCGUACCGCGCUAGCAAGGCGACGGAGACGGCAGCGACACCUUCACCUUCAGUUCAGGCCCUCUCCUACAGUGUGCCACUGUUGUCAGCCUUCCUUGCCUUUGCUAUUGCUCAAUUCCUCAAGGUCAUCACCACCUGGUAUAAAGAAAGAAAAUGGGAUCCUAAAAAGAUUGUUGGCUCAGGUGGAAUGCCAUCAUCUCAUUCUUCAACUGUGGUGGCACUUGCAGUAUCCAUAGGUCUACAUGAAGGAAUUGAAUCAUCAACAUUUGCCAUUGCUGUUGUCUUGACUUUUAUUGUUAUGUAUGAUGCAUCUGGAGUCAGACUCCAUGCUGGACGCCAAGCUGAAGUUUUGAACCAAAUUGUGUGUGAAUUUCCUCCUGAACACCCUUUAUCCACAUCCAGACCUCUGCGUGAUUCUCUUGGACAUACUCCAUUACAGGUGGUUGCAGGGGCAGUGUUAGGAGUUAUGGUGGCAUUACUCACGUGCCACCGAUUCUCUCCUGCUUUCUGUCCGAUUCUGUCGAUAAACUCAAGCCACCGUAGCGACGCCGCCGCACAGUCGGCGCUGCCGUUUUCUCCCAUCCAUUUUCAAUCUCCAAACCUAAACUCUGCCAUCAAUUUACUCUUCACCUACAUUUCACACACACAAACGACUUCCGUCUUUAAUUUCAACGUUCCUAUCGCCUAUCGGUUAUCAAUCGAUUCCGCGUUUGUCGCUGUAGGAGAAGGUGGAUUUUACGGGGAGAUUAUGACGGCAAAGAAGAGAUUUGCUGCCGUUGCUUCGAGACGCCAGAUUCCGCCGUUUGUUUCCAAGUUUGUGAUCUCAUUGUUGGUACUGUUUUGCUUCGUCGUCUUUUUCGGACUCUUCUCGCAAUUCAAGCUUCAGUCGUCGUCUGUAUCUACUGAAUUCGGUUUUGAUGAGUUUCGCCUCGAAGAUUAUCGUAUGAAGAUUGCUUUCCUUUUCCUUGUUCGAGAUAAUCUUCCUCUUGAUUUCCUAUGGCACAACUUCUUUAAGAAUGCAGAUCCUGAAAAUUUCACCAUUUACAUACACUCGAAGCCUGGUUUUGUGUUUGAUGAAUCGGUUACCAGAUCAGCCUUCUUCUAUAAUCGACAGUUGAAAAACAGUGUUGAGGUGGGUUGGGGUAAACCAACAAUGAUUGAAGCAGAGAAGCUAUUAUUCAAAGCAGCCCUUGAAGAUACUAAUAAUCAGAUAUUCAUACUCCUCUCUGACAGUUGUGUCCCACUAUAUAACUUCAGUUAUAUAUACAAAUAUAUAAUGUCAUCUCCAAAAAGCUUUGUGGACAGCUUUAUUGAUGAUGCCACAGAAAAACGUUAUAAUCCAGAAAUGUCCCCUGACAUACCUGAAGACAAAUGGCGGAAAGGAUCCCAGUGGAUUACAUUGGUUAGAAGACAUGCAGAGGUUGUUGCAUAUGAUCAUGUUGUUUUCCCAAUCUUUAACAAACACUGCAAGAGGCGACCACUUUUAGACUUGAGCAAAGGAAACGAGUCUCUUAAAGAGCAACAGCAACACAAUUGCAUCCCAGAUGAACAUUAUGUGCCCACUUUACUUGAGAUGCGGGGGAUUGAAGGUGAAUUGGUGAGAAGAACAUUAACGUAUUCUUUAUGGAACCAAUCAACAGAAACAAUGAAUACAUUAGCCUGGCACCCUGUAACAUUUGGUUACACAAGUGCUAGCCAAAAAAAUAUCCAAGCUAUCAAGGAUAUUGACCAUGUUUAUUUCAAGUCUGAGAACCGGACGGAAUGGUGUGGUGGUCCUUGUUACUUAUUUGCAAGGAAGUUUUCACGUGGGGCCGCCAUGCGUGUUUUGACAAAUGGGGUGGUGGGCCCGUAUGACCCCAAAACAUUGUUCCUAGAUCCCACAUAGACUUGUAGUAGUGGAUGGAUGGAUGGAUGGAUGUAUACUGAGCUGAUGUACAUAUGGAGGCGAUUUGUGUUUUUGUGCAAAUUGGGAGUUAUGUAAUAUUUGUUUGAUCAAAUGACUGUACUACCCUUUUGUUGAACGGUCAAAUUCCCAAUUUAACCUUAACGAGAUAUCCGUGAGAUUCAUGUUGA